AUGUGUGCACACUUGGCUCUGCCCCCUUACCAGGCUUACCCCAGCGGGACUGGCAUGGGGUACCUGGAGUUUUACUGGAACUCAGCAGGGGAGGCAGGACAUGCCCCCACUUUGGCUGGGCCAGCAGGAGCCACCAGUGCCAGUCAGUCUCCGGACACAGGAGGGAAGAGGCAGACAGCAGAAGUAUCCCCAGCUUCGUCCAGUUCUGGGAAUUUCAGCCAAUUCACACCAGAUUCAGCCACCAGUCCACAUUCAGCAUCCUCGUCCCCACCACCUACAGCUAAGUCUCAGAAGGGCAGAGAAGAUGGCAUGGAGGGGGUGAGGAAGGCCAAGAGCCGCACGGCUUUCUCCAAGGAGCAGCUGCAAACCCUGCACCAGCGGUUCCAGAGCCAGAAGUACCUCAGCCCCCAGCAGAUCCGGGAGCUGGCUGCUGCCCUGGGGCUCACCUACAAGCAGGUGAAGACUUGGUUCCAGAACCGGAGGAUGAAGCUGAAAAGGUGCCAGAAGCAUAGCCUGUGGACUGAACGGGCUCAGUGCCUCACACAAAGUGGCUUCCAGCCAAGUACCUACCUGGAUGUGCACCCCAAAUUCCACCAGGGCUACCCGAUCACUGCAGCCAGUAACAUACAAACCAUGCCUCCCCCCCAUCAGCAUUAUGGAGCAGGGCAGAAUGCUUACACAAUCAUGACCGGAGAGGAUGGAGGAGUUUUUGGAAAAGGUGGGGGCACCUGCAGCGUCCAGCAGACAGUAGGCUUCAUUGCCCAGCACAAAGUAGACUUUUACCACAGCUGUCCUGGCAGUGUGGAAUACCCAGGCACAAAGACAGGUGACAGCUGUAACUUUCACCACUCGGCUACCAUGGGGGCUCCUUUCCCAGCCACUGCUGGCCACCAUCUCUAUCAUUCCUAA
Molecule: messenger RNA, 909 nt
Organism: Phalacrocorax carbo (great cormorant)
Lineage: Eukaryota; Metazoa; Chordata; Aves; Suliformes; Phalacrocoracidae
Source: RefSeq, a predicted model, not a curated record